AUGGAGAAAAAAUCGAACUGGAAGAAUAAAUUCGAUGAUAAUGCUCAAUCAAUCCGACACGUUUCAUUUAUCGAGAUUUUGCGAUAUGCUCAACGACGAGAUUAUAUUUUGUUUGGUUUUGGUAUCAUAUUAUCAUUAGUGAACGGAGCAAUAACACCACUUACCUCUGUCUUCUUCAGAGGAAUGAUUGAUACAUUAAUAGCUGGUCAAGCAAAUCUUCAAAAUGGUACUUUCAACAUGGAAACAUACACACAUUCAGUGCUUACUUAUGCAUGCUUUUAUGCACUACUUGGUACUGCCAUAUUUCUUCUCGGAUUAUUUUCCAUGAGCUGUUUAUUUACAGCAAGUGAAUGUUGUGCUCACGAAAUUCGUAAGAGAUAUUUUGCUGCAUUAUUAAAGCAAGAAAUGGCUUGGUAUGAUAAACAAGAAGCUGGCGCACUUACCAAUAAAUUAUCCACCGGAAUAGAACAAAUCAAAAAUGGUAUAGGUGAUAAAUUCGGCAUUCUUUUGCAAGCUUCAGCUAAUUUAAUCUUUGGCAUUAUCGUUGCCUUCUACUACAGCUGGCGCAUCACUUUAUUAAUGCUUCUUAUCGCACCAAUUGUUACAUUGUUGUUGUUUGGGUCAAUUAAGGCGCUAACGGUUAUGAAAGGUAAAGAAAUGCUUGCAUACAAUGAAGCAGGAGCUGUUGCUAAUGAAGUUAUCAGCAAUAUUCGAACAGUUACCUCUUUCAAUGCGCAGUACACCGAAGUUCUUAGAUACAAAGAUCGUUUGAAAUAUGCGCAAAAAAUGGGUAUAAAAGGAGUGCUUAUUACUGGAAUUUUCACGGGUUUCUAUAUUUUCGUUCUCUUUGGUUCUAUGGGAUUUAUUUUCUGGUAUGGUACAAAUCUGGUGAUCGAUGGUGAAAUUACACCAGGCAUUAUGUUUGUUGCAUUUUGGGCUGUAAUGAUUGGCGCAAUACGUUUAGGUUAUGCGAUACCUCAAUUAGGAGUUUUCACUGCUGCAAAACUUGCUGCUGGCGAAGUAUUUCAAAUCAUCGAUCGAAAACCAGAAAUCAAUUGUAUAUCACAGCAUGGAUUAACUCCGUCACAUGUGGAUGGUCGUAUCGAAUUUCGUAAUAUCUAUUUCCAUUAUCCAACUCGACCGAACGUUAAAAUUUUGAAUAACAUAUCAUUCACGGUGAAUCCAGGUAGUACGGUUGCUUUAGUUGGACAUAGCGGUUGCGGUAAAUCAACCAUAAUCGGAUUGUUAUUAAGAUUCUAUGAACAACAAGCAGGAAAAAUUACAUUUGAUGGAAUACCAAUUAGCGAUUUGAAUAUUGAAUGGUUACGCAAGCAAAUUGGACUUGUUUCUCAAGAGCCAGUAAUAUUUGCAGCAACAGUGGAAGAGAAUUUAAAGCUGGGUAAUGAAGCGCUCAAUGAAAAUGAAAUGAUCGAAGCCUGCAGGAUAGCAAAUGCUCAUGAUUUCAUAAUGAAACUACCGAAAAAAUAUAAAACAUUGAUCGGUAUGGGUGGUGUACAGUUAUCUGGUGGUCAAAAACAACGCAUUGCUAUUGCUCGGGUUUUAGUUCGUGAUCCAAAGAUUUUGAUAUUCGAUGAAGCAACUAGUGCACUGGAUUCGGAAAGUGAAGUUGCUGUUCAGCUUGCACUUGACCGGGUUCGAGCUGGUCGUACCACAAUAACCAUAGCACAUCGUUUGUCAACAAUACGUAAUGCCGAUAAAAUUAUCGUUUUCAAAAAUGGCGAAAUCAUGGAAAGUGGUUCACACGAUGAGCUAAUGGCGUUGAAUGGAAUUUAUCGCGAAAGUGCAGAAAAGCAAGAAAUAGGCAAAGGCGCUGAUAGCGAUGAAUCUCUUACAUCAUAUCAACACAUGGACAGCGAGCAACAACUGAAGAAUAAGGAAGUCGAUACUAAGAGGGACAGUAAAUUACAUAGCAACGAAAUGAAUUAUGAAAAUGAAAAGAUCUCUAAUGAGCAAAUUGAUGAUAAAGUUGCAAAUGCAUCAAUUUUUGAUGUUUUAAAAUUUGCCAAGAAGGAAUGGCCGAUCAUUGCCGUAGCCUUAGCAUUUACAAUAGUACGAGGUUUAUCAUGGCCCGUUUUUUCAAUCAUUUAUGGUCGAACGUUCCUGGCGUUAUCCUCGCUGGAAAUAGACAAAAUGAUUAAAGAUACUGCACUAAAUGUUAUACUUUACCUCAUUUUGGGUAUUGUGGGUGGAUUUUCAACAUUUUCUUCCGGAACGCUAUUCGGUACAGCCGGUGAACUAAUGUCAAUGAGACUUCGUAUUGCACUUUUCACGAAUAUCUUGCGACAGGAUUUGUCAUUCUUCGAUAGCGACGAUCAUUCAGUUGGAAAAUUAACAGCGCGUCUGGCAAUCGAUGCAGAAAAUGUUAAAUCUGCAAUCGAUCAACGAUUGGCAGAAGUGCUACAAGGAAUUGUCUCAUUUUGCUUCGGUGUAAUUAUAGCAUUUUCAUUCGAUUGGAAAAUAGCAUGUGUUGGCUUCACUACUUGUUCUAUCCUCAUCAUUUUACAAUUUGCGAUUUCACAAUAUCUCAAAAUUCACGGUCAAAAGGAUACUAAAAUAGCCGAAAAAGCUGCUACUUUAGCUGCCGAAUCAAUCGAAAAUAUUCGAACUGUGCAAUAUUUAACUAAGCAGGAAUAUAUAUACCAAUCUUAUUGUUUUUCAUCACAGGAACCACAUAAACGAGCCAUUACACGAGGUUUUUGGCAAGCUUUAAUUUAUGCUAUGUCCAUCAGUUUGACGCCGUUCCAUUUUGCCAUUUCCUAUCUUUUCGGUCUUUGGUUGGUGCGAAAUUCAUGGUCUAAACCAUAUCAUAUUUUUCAGGUAAUUGAAUCACUGAAUGUGGCAUCAUUUACCGUACUUGUGGCAGCAUCCUUCUUGCCAGAAUACAUACGAGCACGUAUUUCAGCAAGUUUAACAUUCCAUAUCAAAAAUUACGUUCCACUUAUAGACAAUUUGUCUGAGAAUGGCAUUCAACAGCCACUGAAAGGAAAUAUUCAACUGAAAGAUGUUUGCUUCACAUAUCCAAUGUUUCGUCAACAUGCAGUCCUCAGAAAAUUUUCGAUGUCCGCAACGUUUGGUCAGAAGGUAGCACUAGUAGGAUUAAGUGGAUGUGGUAAAAGUACGGUGAUCAAAUUAUUGGAACGAUUUUAUGAUGCUACUGAGGGCAUUUUGUUUAUCGACGAUCGAGACAUCAAAAGUUAUAAUGUUCGGUACCUUCGAUCACACAUUGCCCUGGUAGAUCAAGAACCAACAUUAUUCAAUGUAAGUAUUCGAGACAAUAUUGCAUAUGGCUCGGAUAAUGCAUCACAGGAUCAAAUUGAAGCAGCUGCGAAAUUAGCCAAUAUUCAUAACUAUAUUGCCUCUUUACCGCAGAGUUAUGAUACAAUUGUUGGUUCAAAGGGAGCUCAACUGUCCGGUGGCCAAAAACAGCGAAUUGCAAUUGCGAGAGCAGUUAUAAGAAAUCCAAAAAUACUACUUCUUGAUGAAGCUACUAGUGCGUUGGAUAGUGAAAAUGAAAAGAUGGUACAAGAAGCGCUGGAAGCUGCACGUCAUAAUCGCACUUGCAUUGUGGUCGCACAUCGUUUGAAAACAAUUCAGGACGCCGAUUUAAUAAUUGUUUUAAAAGAUGGUGAAAUGGUAGAAUGUGGUAAUCACACUCAAUUAUUAGCUAAAAAACGUUUAUACUAUAACCUAGUUGAAAAACAGAAGGUACUAUAA
Cercopithifilaria johnstoni is the source of this 3735-nucleotide messenger RNA. The record is from the annotation of a GenBank genome assembly. NCBI's taxonomy places the organism in Eukaryota, Metazoa, Nematoda, Chromadorea, Rhabditida, Onchocercidae.